This is a messenger RNA of Periconia digitata, 475 nucleotides long. The record is from the annotation of a GenBank genome assembly. Lineage: Eukaryota; Fungi; Ascomycota; Dothideomycetes; Pleosporales; Periconiaceae.
UCAUGUACACACCUUCCGUACGUCGGGAUGUUGCGUUUCGAGAGGUUUGUCUAAACUCUUUUUUUCAGCUUAUCACAUGUGCAGCUUGUAUCCUCCGUUUAAUACUGAUUAGCUUAUAUCUAGUAAAACAGCGAACCUCCCAAGACGCAACAUCACAAUGUGCGUAUACCCUGUACGUGUGUAGUUUCCAUCCACUGACAAGUAAUAUGUACUCGGCGUAUCAACCAUGAUGUCUGGUCCACUCCCUCAGCCCUCAAAAUCUCAGUUUAUAUUAGAGAGAACUCAGAAUGAAGGAUUCAAUGCCACAAGCAAAACGAACAAAUUGACCCAGGUAAGACGAUGCCCGUUGGUCCAAUUGCCUCUAUCACUUUUCUGGAAUCGCAAACACUUAAGCGACAAGCCCCGCCGGUCAUUUUCAUUGGACUCUGUUGUUUUUUGCUUUUGUACCAGUAACGAGUUUGUCAGCCAAUCGUAG